Messenger RNA from Labrus mixtus (cuckoo wrasse), 2935 nucleotides. RefSeq names its product trans-golgi network protein 2 (gene tgoln2). NCBI's taxonomy places the organism in Eukaryota, Metazoa, Chordata, Actinopteri, Labriformes, Labridae. The transcript is spliced from 4 exons. The record is from RefSeq and is a predicted model, not a curated record. The coding region runs from base 160 to 1005 and encodes 281 amino acids.
GAAAAGGAGUUGAUUUGUACACGGAAGCAGAACAGAGAUCCUGAUGACAAAUCCUCCAACCUGUCGGGUUGUAUUGACAACGCAGAUUCAGCCGUCAGCUCAAAGAGGAGACCCGCUCUUAAAUAUAUCUUUGUGUGUUUUCAUCGCUGUGUCGACAAAAUGAGGACGUGUUUUCUGAUACUGUCGUUAUUUGUGUGUGGCUGUGUAGUCAGAGGUAAUGUGCAGGAAUCAACCCCUAGUAUACAAGCUCAUGCUACAGAGGCAAAUGUCCAAGAGUCUGCAGAUAAAAUUAUUCAGGGAAUGACAACAGGAGAUAAAGAUCAAAAACAGACCACAAAAAAUCAUAAGACGACCAGGGCAGAGGAUGCCAAAAUCAAGACUACAGAUGUGGAGGGCCCCAAGAAGGCCACGACAGUGGCCCCAGAUGCCAUGAAGGCCACGACAGUAGCCCCGGGUGCCAUGAAGGCCACGACAGUGGCACAGGACUCCAUCAAGUCCACGACAGUGGCACAGAACUCCAUCAAGUCCACGACAGUGGCACAGAACUCCAUCAAGUCCACGACAGAGGCACAGAAUGCCUUGAAGUUCACAACAGAGGCACAGGAUAUAAAGAAAGACUCAGAGGAGACAAAGGAGAAGGAGACAGAUGGAGAGGAGGCUGUGAAGGAAAAGGCGACAGAAAAAGGGGACCCCAAUGAUCUCACAUCAGAAAUGGAGGAAAAGGAAGAAGACAAGGCUGCCUCAGAUAAAACUGAAGACAUAAAAGAAUCAAGUAAUAGAAAAACAGGAGACAGAUCUCAGUUCAUCCCAACUGGUAUCAGGGAUGAGGCAGAAAGCAGCCAUUUCUUUGCCUACCUUGUUACUACAGCUGUGUUGGUGGCUGUACUUUACAUCACUUACCACAACAAGAGAAAGAUACUUGCCUUUGUCUUGGAGGGAAAGAGAUCCAGAUCAGCACGUCGACCUAAAUCCUGUGACUACCAGAAGCUCGAACAACAGAAUUGAUCUCGAGUUAUUCUCUUGAAGCCAUCGCUUCGUGCGGGUGAAGACACCGGGGCCAUGUCAGAAGUGGGUGAAUGGAUGCUGGCUGUAGAUCUGUUCCUGGUGUAGAUUGUGUUGAUUUCACCUUUUGUUAAUUGGAAUUUAUUACCUUUAGAUGAUUAUUUUAUGACUAUGCAGAUGACACCAUUGCCUUAUUGAGGGGUUAAGCAAAAUGAAGUGGGGGUAUUAUUAGCAUGCUGAUUUUGCACUAGUGUCUUUUCCACUUUGAAGGCAAUCUUGACCUGGUUAAGGUUCUGACUCAGGAUAUUUCAGUAGCAGAUGAGAAUAUUAGCUUUGUUGACUCCAGACUUGUUUGUACAGUACAUCAGUGAGUACACGGUGUACCUAAAAAAAAAAAAAGCCAUCUGAAUCCUUGUACAAUACUGACAGUGUAUAAUUUCUUCCAGGUUGUUUCAAAUGUCUUUGAUAACAUGUAUAUAGAGUCCUUUUAGGUGGUUGGAAGCAUCGCAGGAGGAUUUCUGCUUCUCUUCCUAACCAUAUGGUGUUGGCGAAAUGAAUGUAAAAAAAGACCUUUAAUUUCCAAAUAACAGGUUAGCACAGUGCUAACCAGCUUUGACUUAUUAUAUGAUAUGACAUUAUGGCUGUGCUUGAAGCAGUAGUUUGACAUUUAGAGAAAUAUUCUUUCAUGUGGAGUUGGAUGAGAAGCUCAGUAUCAUUACUAUAUCUUGCUUGUAAAUACAAAAUAAAUGCGACAGGCAGCUGUUAGUUAAUGUAGCCUAGCAUAGCUUCUGGUAAUAGUUACACUGCUAGCCUGACUGUAUUUCCAAAGGUAACAAAAACUGGCUUCCAUCAGCUUUAAAGUGUACACAUUGUGUUUCUUAACUCCAAACACUUAACAGGACAUGUAGGGGUUUAAACGUUUUUGACUAUUUCUAUGAAAAAAGCAUUUAGCUCAACUAAAAUGAUGACUCUAGCUCCAUAUUUAGCAUCCAGGACUGAUUAUCUUCUCAUCCAAAAGCAACUUUUCUAACCACAAACCUGUUGAAGAAGUCUUUUAAAAGAACAUCUGAAUGACUUUUGAACUGAUGUCUGAGUGUUGGGUACACAUGUAAAGCCUCUUUAUUUAGCCACACUGAAAGUAAAUGUUAAACUAUCCGUGUGCUGAGAUUAAAAUCAUGGAUCUGCCUGUACAUAUCUGUAACCUGUCGGUCUGGUUAAUGUGCGACUGCCCAACACCUGUGUAACUGGUUAUUCCUGUUAGAUGAACAUUUUCUACCUGUGCCACUUGUAGCUUUGACUCUCUGAUCAGUAAUGUUCACGUUUAAGUCUAAAAACUGUUUUGUUGUAGGCCACUGGCCCUCAGCUGCAUUGACUGAUGGGAAUGAACUAUCAGGUUAAAUGUCUUUCUGUGGAUAGAGUAGAUGUGUGUGUUAUCUUUAGAAACAACAGAUAACUUGUGCCAAUGUGUGAACAUUUGAACUGUGAUUUUAUGUGUGAUUCUUUUGUGCCUGUUUGCUUAAUUAAGACUAUGUUCAAAUCUACAGUCAUAAUAUAUCAAGAGACCUUUCAGUAAAAAGGGAAGGAAGAUUAAAUCAGUAGUUUGUUUCUUGGCAGUGUUCAAAUUGUGUUCCGUCUUUGUGUUUUUAUUGUGAAAUCUAAAAAAAAUAUAUAUAAAGCUUUUUUUAUAUUAAGAUUUGUUUACAACUCAUUGCUAUUUUCAUGAGUGACAGAGCGACAUAAAUAAAUUAAAUGAUCGGUCAUUCUUCUGAACAGUCUGGCUCAAAUUGGCAUGAAAAGAGGCAUGUUUCACUAUUUGUUUAUUUACGUGUGUUAGGAAUGGCUGUCCAUACUGCUGUCCUUGAAAUGGAUUAUUGCACAAAUGUGUGUGCGUUAAAAUGAGGAUUGAUUCAAAAAUAAAAAAGCUUUUUGUACU